Molecule: messenger RNA, 714 nt
Organism: Acanthosepion pharaonis
Lineage: Eukaryota; Metazoa; Mollusca; Cephalopoda; Sepiida; Sepiidae
Source: the annotation of a GenBank genome assembly
AUGAAAUCAUCCAUGCACGUAAGCCAAAUUGCAUAUGGCGCUGACGUACAGACCCGCCGAUUAUACUCUUUCUCCCUAUUGUUUUUCAAAACAUAUCCUCCUCCUUCUCCUCCUCAUCUUCUUCUUCUUUUUCUUUCUUUCUUCCUUUCAUUCUAUUUCCUUUUAAGUCUCUUUCUUCUUCUUUCUUUCAUUCUAUUUCCUUUUAAGUCUCCUUCUUCUCCUUCUUUUUCUUCUUCUUCUUUCUUUCUUUCUGUCUUCCUUUCAUUCUUCUCCUUCUUCUCCUUCUUUUUCUUCUUCUUCUUCUUCUUUCUUUCUUUCUAUUUCCUUUUAAGUGUCCUUCUUCACCUUCUUCUUCUUCUUCUUCUUCUUUCUUUCUGUCUUCCUUUCAUUCUAUUUCCUUUUAAGUCUCCUUCUUUUCCUUCUUCUUCUUCUUCUUCUUCUUCUUUCUUUCUUUCUUUCUUCCUUUCAUUCUAUUUCCUUUUAAGUCUCCUUCUUCUUCUUCUUCUUUCUUUCUUUCUACCUUUCAUUCUAUUUCCUUUUAAGUCUCUUUCUUCUUCUUCUUCUUCUUCUUCUUCUUCUUCUUCAGACUGCUUCUUUUCAGCUAUUUUAUCUCAACCUAUCUUACUCGUCCCUCGUCUUUCUUUUAUUUUCUUUACUUACUGUAAUUCAUUCAACAAUCUCAGAGUUUUUUCUUCUUCAUCUCAAACUAUAUAA